AUGGCCGUAUUCCCUGCCAAACGCUUCCGCUCGCGCUCAUACAACAGCACCGUGCCUGCCAGAUACCGCGCACUGCUAGCGAAACAUCCUUUUGCUCUCUUCGGCCUCCCCUUCAUUGCGACAAUGGUCCUGGGCUCUUUCUUCUUGACCCCGGCAACCGCAAUCAGAUACGAAAAGCACGAUCGCAAAGUCAAGCAGUUGACCAAGGAUGAAGAGCUCGGCAUUGGCAAGGAUAGGCGCAGGAUUGACCUGAAAGAGGAGUACUACAGACUGGCUGCCAAAGAUCUCGACAACUGGGAGCAAAAGAGAGUCAAGAGACUCCCCGGCGAACACGACGGCAUCCUCUAG
Molecule: messenger RNA, 348 nt
Organism: Aureobasidium namibiae CBS 147.97
Lineage: Eukaryota; Fungi; Ascomycota; Dothideomycetes; Dothideales; Saccotheciaceae
Exons: 2
Coding region: 1-348 (115 amino acids)
Biological process (GO): mitochondrial respiratory chain complex IV assembly
Cellular component (GO): mitochondrial inner membrane
Source: RefSeq, a predicted model, not a curated record